Messenger RNA from Pelobates cultripes (western spadefoot toad), 16526 nucleotides. NCBI's taxonomy places the organism in Eukaryota, Metazoa, Chordata, Amphibia, Anura, Pelobatidae. The record is from the annotation of a GenBank genome assembly.
AGUCUAACAGAGCAGUUAGUUGUAUGUAACUGAGGAGGUGAUUUGUGCUAGAUCUGUCUGUGUGUGGAAGAAGUCUAGAUAACUCCCUGGUACUGUCUCAGUAGUUGAAACUCACACAGAUGUUCACACUGCUUCUGCCCUUAUUGUCCAUACCAGCUGCCUGGGCAGCCUCUGAUGGUAAGACAAUGCACUUGUUCUAUUAACCAUUGAAUAGUUAGUAGGAAGUCAGUUUGGAUGGCUCUCUUUGAAUGAGCACUUGUUUAGACAUUUACUUUUAAUUAUUAUGGGUCUGUGAGAUUAUAAGUAGCCUACUUUGAUAAUUUUAUUUAUUUAAUGUUGGUAUUGCUGAAUAUCUUGUCUGUAGUGGACUUGUUGAGCGUUGCAGUCAUCUUUGGAUGUCCAAUCACGCACAGCCAGCCAAACUAAUAGGAGCAAAUUGUGUGGGGUUUUUUUUUUUUUUUUGUGUGUGUGUUUUGCUUCUCUCAUUUUACUUGUUGUUACAUGUGACACUCAUGGCUGCAAAGAUUGCCCUUUAAAGUAAUCUAUAGACUGUAUGUUUGUGCGUUAUCAGAUAAUCUAGAUUUAUGAUCAAGGUUCAUUAAAUGAUAAAACUAUGCCACUAGUUCCAAUCUGCUAGCCUGCCUUUCUAAUAGCAUUACACAUACAUUAAUUUAAUAAAACCCAGAUAAAUAGUGUCCCGGGAUGUUUUUGUUAAAACUCCCAAUAUUUGCUUUUGUAAAGAUUGUCUGAUGUAUUACUGUAAAUCUUCAGGCUCUAAAUUUUCUUGAUUUUUGUCUUUGCAGAUUACCAUUGGGCAUAUUCUGGUAAGUGUUAACGAUCACCUGUAUGGUGUUUUUUUUAUCAUUUUGUAGCAGAAUGGUUUUGUGUUGUAGACAUUUAUUUUUUACCUUGUUUCCUUAUCUCUAUACUACAUAAUGGGAAUUAACUGGCAGAAAUUCUAAAAGGAACACCAUGGUGUCCAGAAUGCAAACCUGUAUUCCUAACACUACAGUGCUGAUGUGGCUGUUAAGGUGCCCCUCUUUAGAUCACUUGAGAGGUGAUUUUUUUUUUAUUCCCCUUUUUUCCCAUGGCACGCCGUUUUGCUGUGGCUUGUUCCGCCUCCAUGGUUAAGAUAAUCGCAUUGAGAGGCUCUUGCGCAUCCACAGUAAAAAGCCACUCUUUGCCAAUCAGCAUCUCCUCAUAGAGCUGCAUUGAAUCAAUGAAUCUCUAUGGGGAACUUUCAGCAACUUCAUGCAGAUCGUGGAGAUUCUAUACGCCUGUGCAGCAAUGAUACAGGAGGCACCUCUAGUGGCUGUCUGAGUGACUGCAACUAGAGGAGUUUCUAGGCUGCAAUGUAACACUACCUAUUAUUAUUAUUUUUUUUUUAUUUAUUUUUUUAGACUUUUCUUUGUAAAUAUCUUGUAUUAAAAUGAUAUUGUAAUGCUAACCAUCCUAGCAUAAUUCAUCUAAGGAACCUGAGUUGGUAUUUAAUUACCCCCACUCUGAAAGUGAAGCUAAUUAUUUUAGAGGAACCCAUGGGGGUCCUGUCACUGUAAUUGGGGUACAACCCCUUGCUUCGUGCCAAUGCAAAAAAGUAGACUGGGUUGAUCCACCUCACGGUGUCUGGACCAAAAAUAAAUGUUGCUAUAGCUGUUGAACAUAUGCAUCCCACUUACUCAAUCAAAGUUCUUACUGUGCGUUACACCAUCACUCGCACAGAACCUGGUAGCACUCAAACAGCAUUUUAGAAAUCACCUGCUUUUUGCAUGCAGCAGUAUGUGUCUUAAUUCCCUGUUAAUUGUCUGUUUUAAUUCCCAAUCUGGAUUUUCUCAUGCUCUUCAGGGUUGUCGUUAACACGGGGCAGCUGCCCCGGGCCCAGUUACUCCUGGGUGGCCUGAAGCAGCUGCACCGUGAGCCCUGCUGGCCUCAACUUUUUCUCACUCCCCUGGCCGGUAAUCCACACACAAAGGAGGCCCACCGGAUGGCCCAUGCACAAAGGGCCAUCUGUUGGGCUUCUAUCAGCAGGGGCCCGGUCUCGCGCUGAGGCGCUUUAACAGCGCGGCCGGGCCCCUUGCUUUUCGGCAGCCGGCUGGGAGGAAGUGACAGCCGCACAUCACUUCCUCCUGCAAAGAGAGGAGCGGGAGAGAAGAGUAGGCAGAGUGUAGGGGGGCUGACCGAGAGACCCAGACCCCAACUCCCAACACCUUUAGCCACCAGCAGGAAAGGUAGGAAACUGGAGGGUGGGUUUUAAAGUGUAAAUGUUGUCAGUGUGUCUAUACAUCUCAGCAUUCACACUCGAACACUACACACAAAUACACCUCUGCAUUCAAACUUCAACACUAUGUACAAACACAUGUCUGUGUUACACACCAAAAAUAUAUGUAAAUACACCCCUGCAUUUAAAAAAAAAAAAAAAACACGCUUGCAAUCACACCACAUACAAACAUAUUCCAUACAAAACCCUGUUUACAUUCAAACACACAAACUGCCUAGUGCUAAAUACAGACCUGCAAACAUGGGUAAAUGGUAGAGCCCAAGCUGUCAAUUCAUUUCUGGAGUUGCAUGACAGAUGGGGAUAUACCUUUUAAUCACCCGUGCGACAGGGAGGCCCCAAAAAAUUCUUGCACCUCUCUACUUUAGGUCCGCCACUGUGUUGGGGUGGAGGACGUGAUUGCACGCCUGAAGAGGGGGGACAGGGUCCAGGGGGCCCAAGCAAAUGCUUUGCACAGGGUCCAGUCAAUAUUAAAGACGGCCCUGAUGAUCCGAUUUCUUCCUCUGUUCAGUGGAGGUUUAAAAGAUAUGCUGUUCAGCAUGAGCUCCGUACAUCAGAUCUGAUGAGUGAACUUGCUGGAUAGGUUGAUAACUGCUGUAAUGUUCUGUUACAUUGCUGACUGCUCCACUCAGAAUGUAAAUGGACUCUGCAGCGUUUGUCCAAGACCCCGACUAGAUGUAUACAGCUACCGUUGUACCUCUAGAAUAGAACCGGUCAGGUGGGAAAUAGAACGUCAUGUGUAUUUUAUAAAAAUGAAUGUACAGGGAGAAGAGUAAGUCUAUUUUUCCUUUUUGGGUGGGAGGGGGGAGGGGGAAGGGGGGUAGCAGAUAUUGCUGCAGCAUUGUCUGCUUUAGAACAAGAAACACACUUUGGUUUGCAGAACUGUCACGUGCAACUUAUGUAGAACCUGGGCAGGCUUUGUACAUCUGCUUAAACCUUGAACUGUCUGUGCAGGCUUGUUUUGCUUUUCAUUGUAGAUGUCUGGAGGAUAAAUAGUGAUAGAAACCUAGAAUGUGACGGCAGAUAAGAACCAUUCGGCCCAUCUAGUUUGCCCAAUUUUCUAAAUACUUUCAUUAGUCCCUGCCCUUAUCUUAUAGUUAGGAUAGCCUUAUGCCUAUCCCAUGCAUGCUUAAACUCCUUUACUGUGUUAACCUCUACCACUUCAGCUGGAAGGCUAUUCCAUGCAUCCACUACCCUCUCAGUAAAAUAAUAAUUCAUGAAAUAAUUAUUAAACCUUUGCCCCUCUAAUUUUAUUACUGUGAUGUAACACAGGGUAGGGGAGCAGUACAAGAAGAUACUACUCCAUAAACCUUUAAAUGGGCUAUGGUUUAUUAUAGUGCCUAUUAUCCCUUUUAAUUGACUGUAACUUGGUUUAAACAUUAUAACAUUAACCUCAAUGUACAGACUGCCAUAAAAUGUACCAAUAUGUUAUGUAUUAAAUGACUCAUACAAACCUCUGACUAUAUCUUUUGUGUGUAGAGUAUUGUAGUUAAGCAAAAGAACCUUGUGCCCAAGAAGAUUUUGGAGUAUAACAUAAAAGGGAACUGUAACUUCCCAGUAAUUUUUUAUAUAUUUACUUCUGUAUCUCACCAGUUAAAGUUUUGAAUUCCGCACCCCAGUUCUGCAGUCGGGCACCUGUCCGUCAUUGUUAUAAGCUCUCUCUCCUUCUCAUCAGAAAAGGGAACCUAUGCAGAGAUAGAGGAAUAAAACGUGGUGCAAAUAUGGAAAAAUGGGCGGGAUCAUUGUGCAAUGUUCCCACUGGUUUCCAUAGUGACUGCCCGAUUUUCGGACUUCAGACUACUUUUUAUACAUAGGCCCCGUUGCUUCUGUUUGCCCUGAUCUUUUCUUGUCUGAAAUGGCUUCUGAUGUUUGGAACUUUUAAAGAAACACUAGUUAUCAAAACAACUUUAGCUUCAUAAAGCGGUUUUGGUGUAUAGAUCAUGCCCCUGCAGUCUCACUUCUCAAUUCUCUGCCUUUUAGGAGUUAAAUCACUUAGUUCAGCCCUAGUCACAACUCUCUGCAUGUGACUUACCCAGCCUUCCUAAAAACUUCCUGUUUAAUGUUUAUUGCAAAUUCUGUUUAACUUAGAAUUUCUUAUCUCCUGCUUCAAAGACGGAUAUGCUGGUAUUUCACACAAAUGACUAUUGUGGGCAUGGUACCACAGUACCUGUGUUGGAGGGUGUGACAAACUAUAACGUAACAUAGUUAAUGAUAUUGUGAAUCUGAUUUAGGUCUGUUAAUGGAUUAUUAUAGCAAGGAGGUGACUGAAGUGAUGCAUUGGAUAUAAUAUAACAAAUGCCAAAAUAAAGCCCAUCGAAACUGAGUUUAUACCUCAUCUUACAGGCAUUUGGAACGGACAUGUUGUUGUUUAAGUAGAUAUUUAUUUUUAUACUGGCUCUAGGCCACUGAAACCUCUGUUUUUAAAACGGCGAUGAGGGGGAGCUAUAUGUUUAACUAUGAGGUUUGUAAGGUAUACAUACACUCCUUCAGCUAAAAUUGUUUUAAAUAUACUGCACAAAAUCUAGACCAGUCAUGAAGUGUUUUGAUGAAUCCAACUAUAGAACUUCCAAAAAAAAAGUAAGUUAAAGUCUUGGAAUAAGUCUAGCAACCUAGCGUAAAAUAAACAUGCUGUAUAGUUUGUGUAUAUAAAGUGUCUUGGGGUUUUUUUUUUUUGUUUUUUUUUUGUGUGUGUGUGUAUUUAAAAUUAACAUAUCGACCUGAAAUCUAUAUGCUGUGCAACUCUUCAGUAAUUGGGUGGUUUGUUGCAUUAGUGCUGGUCGCGAAGAUUGCCCUUUACCUGCCACAUUAGGAGCCAUAUUAAAUUGUUACUUUCCAUAUCUAUUAUCCACAAAAGUGUGAACUGUUUGAAGUUUGAUUCUGGCUAAUUUUGAAUUCCAAAUUUUCAGUCAAUCUGUUUCUCCCCCACCUACACACAUGCAGUAAAAACUUAAUGCUCUUGAAAUUGGGUGACAUACAUAGGAACAGAUUAGAGAUUUUAAAAAGUGAUGAUUUCCCCCCCCCGUAUUUCUGUAAAUUAAAAGCUAUAGAGAGCUGGGGUCAUUUUUGAUGAAUAGAAUUUCAGAAAGCACAUUUUAGAUUGUGGGACCUUUCGAUGUGCAAUGAAACCAGUCUGGGAGAAAGCUACUUGACUCCCAUUAUACCUCCACCUUUUUUAUAGUCGAUCCAGUCAUUACCGGCGUUCACAGAGCGGAACCUGUAAGGUAACAUACUACCUGCAGACACAGUGUAACUUGCACACGGUCAUUACUGGCAGUGACUGCUGGUUGGAUAAAUCACUCGUACCAGGCAUUCUUUUGGAGAAUGAAGAAGGAAUAUAGCUCACGAAAACAUGCAGGCAAGGUGGGGGAGAUGUUUUAGCUGCUAGGACCACCAUAAAAUUGGAAAUCUAAAACAAAUAACCACCAGCCAAAAAUAAAAUUGCUAAAUAUGAAAAAUACUAAACUGGUGGCAGCUUCCCCUGGUUAAGUCUGGAAACAUUUGGCCACUGACACAAUUUUCAUAAUUCCACCACAAUGGAUUUGAAAUGAAACGGAUGCAAUUGAAGUGCAGAAUUUCAGCUUUAAUUUAAGGGGGUUGAACAAAAAUAUCGUUUGAAAUGUCUAGGAAUUGCAACCAUUUUUAUACAGUCCCCUUAUUUCAGGGGCUCAAACGUAAUUGGACAAAUUAACACAAUCCUAACUAAAAUGUUGCAGGCCAUGAUUGAAGUCUGGAACGCAUGGACAUCCACCAAAUGCUUGGUUUCCUCCUUUGUAAAGAUUUUUACUGUAGCCGUCUUCAGUUGUUUGUGGGUCUUUGAGUAAAGUUUUGUCUUCAGCAAGUGAAAUGCAUGCUCGAUCAGGUCAUUGACUCGCCGAAUGGAAGCCACAAAUGCCUUCGCACUGCUUCAACAGUGUUUUAUAUAUUAUGUGGUAUGCUUCGGAUCAUGACCUGUCACAAGCCAUUUUUUAAUUUAUUUUUUUCCCCCUCUUCAUUCUAGUACAAGUUGAUCUUGGUUUUAUCUGUCCAAAGAAUACUUUUUCAGAACUGGGUUGACUUUAGAUGGUGUGGUUUUGUUUUUGUUUUUUUUGUAAAGUCUAAUCUGGCCUUUCUAUUUUUGAAGAUUACGAAUGGUUUACGAACCCUCUGUAUUAACUCUCGUCAAGUUUUCUUUGUAGUAGACUUGGAUAAUACUAUGCCUACCUCUUGGAGAGUGUUGUUCACUUGGCUGGAUGUUGUGAAGGGGUUUUUCUUUUUACAUGGAUGUCCAGGUGUUUGUGUUGCAGAGCUCCCCAGUGUGGUUUGGGGUUGUUUUGUGUUUAUAUUUUGUGUGUGUGUGUGUGUGUGUGUGUGUAUGUGUGUGUGUAUAUAUAUAUAUAUAUAUUAUUAUUAUUUUAUUUUUUAUUUUAUUUUUUUCCUGUACCAAACUGUUAAUUUGGCCACUAUUAAUGUUCCUGCUAUCUUUCUCGAGUUUUAUUUAUUUGCAACCUAAGGAUGGUCAGUUUCUCUUGUAUUAAGAGCUUCUUUGACCGCAUGUUGGGGGUUCACAGCAACAGCUUCCAAAUGCAAAUUUCAUACCUGGAAUCAACUCCAGACCUUUUAUCUGAUUAAUUGAUGAAGAAAUAGCGCCCGAGGCUCUCUGUACCACUUUUAGCUUGUGAGUGAAACUGAGCUUGCUUGGGAUUUGUGCUAUUCGAACAGUAUUACACUAUUGUAUAUUUUCCUUUAGGUUAUUUAAAGCUAUAUCACCAUAUUUCUGGUUAUGUAACUGGAAUCGGCUGCAUGUAUUUCCCAUUUUACAUGUGCUCAUAUGCCAGCUGGAACACCCAACAGGAGGAAAUCGGGGUAAUAUAGGUCAUAUUUAUCAAUGCUGACAAGGUGCUAUUCAAGGUAAAGUUCGAAAUACGGUAGAUUUCAGAGCAGGACAGUAAGCUCUUUGUCAUCAGUCCUGAUCCCGCCUUCACAGGGACUUCGCUAGGAGAAAUUGCGAACAGAAACCUGAUUUAUUAGGUCAAGACACUUUAUAGUGAAAUAUUAUAUUAUAAAGGGAAGAAAGGGGUGUUAUUUAUUAGUGUUCUAUUCUAAAAUGUGGUAAAAAAUUUUUUUUUUAAAUGGAGACCUAAUGUAAUUUGACUAGUUUAAGUAUUUGUCCCACUUCCGGUACAUUAGACUAGAGGCAUACCAAGGUUACAUGGCACCUGCACUGGAAAUGUAUUUCAUUCCCCCCCCCCCCUCUUUCAAACUGUACAAUAAAUAUUUUGGGAUCUCAAUCGGUCCCAACUAACUUUUUGUUAGGAAAUUUCAACUUGCAUGUAUUAUAAAAAUUCACAUGCACACGAAAACACACACGCAGAGCCGACCUCUUCCGCAUGGCACCCCCACAAGCAAGGUCUCAAUAGGAAAGUGCUAACUCUGGGGGACGGGUGGGAUCUAUGCUGUGUACCACACUGCCACUUGUCCCCAUGGGUGGACCUCCCUGCCCACACUCAGUAUGUCACUGCCUUUAGACCAGUUUUCAUCAUUGAACAUUUCAUAAUUUUCCAAUGUCUGGCGCAACUUUCUGAUCCACAAAUCAACAAUUUUAAACCCCUUUUUAGUGAGGGGAGACCUAAGGUACAAAAACCUGUCCACACAUUUUAAUGAAUUCUUUUUAAAUCCUAGGUGAAAAUGGUGAGACUUCAUGGCCAACAAAAUAUGGGUUCUGUGGAGGAGUCCAUCAGUCUCCCCUAGAUUUCCACCAUAGUAUUCUGCAGUAUGACUCUACCUUGUAUCCCAUCAGAUUGCAAGGAUACAACGUCUCCACCACAGACUACUUCACGUUGUCUAAUAAUGGACAUACAGGUGAGUCUUGCAGAAAACAAUGGACUCUGAAUUAGUUCCUGCACAGAUUCACUUCAAUGAAUGUCUUUCCUACCCAGUUUCUAUGUCUCUGCUGCCAACAAUGUCCAUUGAAAUUCCACCUUUCACGUACAUUGCCUCAAGUCUUCAUUUCCACUGGGGCAAUCUGGCACACCCUAAAGGAUCAGAACACUGUAUCGGAGGCAAGAGGUUUGCAGCAGAGGUACUGUUUUUUUGUUUAAAUCUAACUUUGUAUAAAAAAAAUAAAUUUUUUGUUUACUUUUAUUUAAUUAUUAUUAUUAUUAUUUUUUUUUAAGGUUUUUAUACUAAAAUGUUAAAAUCCAGACCAAUGUUUACUAUAUGAGAGCAAUUAUUGGAGACAUGGAUUUUUUUUUUGUUCCACCUCCCAAAGACCAAUAUAUUUGUGUGAUAUGCCUGCAUAAACAAAAAAAAUAAAGUGCGCUGUGUCUUAAGAGUAAAAUAAAUACGUUAUGGUAAAAGUAUAUUUCACAUAAAACAACUGGUGUGACCGUAUAUUUGUACCAAAAGUGCAAUUUUUAUUAAGACCACAAAAACAAUGCAAACUCCUUAUGCUAUAAUACUCACUGGGGUGUAUUCAACUUUGCUUGUCACUGGGUUCCAAAUAGAUAUUUCAAAAGAAGAAAAAAGGACAAACACACAGGGCAAUAUGUACUGUAUAAAAGGAAUAAAUAAAAUGAACCAAAGCACUCACAAAUGUAGAACAGUAAAGUCUGCUCUGAACGUUAAUGGCAUCCUUUGUAAAUAUGAAGAGUUCAGGCUGUGGUGAAGGUAGACAAACUUUAUUCACAAUUGGAUCAAAACUGCUUCCAGGUAGGUAAAUCCCCUUUCUUGUAUUGUCUCUCCUCCAAUGAGUGAGUGAACCAGUCUGUGUCAAAUGCCGGCUUCACAAGACCCCAAGAACUGGAUAUGUUACUUCUGGAAGGCGGGGCUUAUGGCCAGCGAGCGCGAUGACAUCAGAACGUGACGCGUUUCGCCAAUACACUCGACUUCAUCAGAUCAGAAAACUAUACACCAAAACUGCUUCAUUAAGCUAAGUUGUUUUGGUGACAGUGUCCCUUUAAUGAUUUAAAGGGACACUAUAGUCACCAGAACAAAUUAAACUUAUUGUAGUUGUUCUGGUGUCAGUACCAUGUCAUAAGUGGUGAUCUCAGCCAAUCAUAAUGGAAAAGCAUUGGAAUGGCUGAAUAUUCCAUAGAAAAGCAUUGGAAUGGCUGAAUAUUCCAUAGAAAAGCAUUGGAAUGGCUGAAAUGGUCAAUUCUGAUCUUGGCCAAAGAGGGCCGAUCUGGGAUGGAGCCAGCUCCGGCGGAUCCACUAGGAGCUGGAUAUAAGGUAAGAUUUUGCUAUAUUUAGGGGGAUCAGGGGGACUAGAUAGUGCUUUUAACAAUAUAGAAAUAAGUUUGUAUUCCUGACACUAUAGUGAUCCUUGAUUCUGAUUUGGACUGAAACGCUGGUCCUUUUUUGUUUAAUUGCAUAAAAAAAAAAAGUGAAAACUGAUGGGUUUUAAAGGUAUGUGAAAGGCAACAACUAAAUGUACCAAUUUAGGGGGGGGAAAUGAUUGCAUCUAAAUUUGGCAAGGAAUACACUACUAAUAAUCAACUUCGAUAAAUAAGUCUGUAGAUCGGAAUUUGAUAUUGUGAUCAUCAAGAUUUGGCAUACUGAGCAACAAUACCUUCCUGGUUAUGAGAAAACCGAAAGCAAUUUGCAUAAAGACUGAUACCUUGAGACAAGAUAAGAGUUGCCCCAGGUAGUUGGAGGGUUUGAAACCAGCCUGAACCAACAAUUCCAGAAUGACUCUUUAACAUUUCCUCUCUAAGACAGACCUCUUGUAAACGAGUGCCUUUCAUCACAAUAGUGGCAAUACUGCGUGGAUAUAGAAUAGCCGAAGGCAGGGGUGUACCUAGAGCCUUUGCCACCUGGGGCAGAUCCUGUAUUUGUCACUUUCUAACUUUAGAAUAAAAAAAAAAAAAAACACCCAGUUUCAUUUGUUUUGUGUUUUUAAGAAUAUAUUUUGCACAAUUUUGUGUACUGUAUGUGUCACCUCAAAACCCUGUUAGACUACAAAUGAGUCUAAUGGGGCCUGAAGAGGGGUCUCCAACUCUCUGGCUCCCAUUCACAAUAUCAUGCUAAAACCUAGACAUCUAAUGCCCAGUCCAAGGUGGCGGCUCUUCUCCCCUUGAUUACUCUGGCUGGCAUGCCUUUCUCUCCCUCCAGCAAGCAUGUGUGGGGUUAUAUAUAUUUUUUUUUCUUCUCCCCAAACCCCUUUGUGUGUCCCUUCUCCUUUGUAUCUUCUCUUCUCUUCCGUCCCCCCCCCAGCCCCUUUGUGAAUCUUUCUCCCCAAACACCUGUCUCUGUUCCCACUCAGACCCUCUGUGUAAUUUUGUCUUCUCCUUUGCCAUUCUUUGUCUCCCUUCCCCUGUGAGAAGGGGGCUCCAGGAGAAUGUACAGGAUCACCUAGACCCAUAUGGCACAAUGGUUUUUACACCCAACUUCAGGCCUUGUAAUCUGGUUGAUUUAUAUAAAAUGCAGAAGGUGUUUUGAUUUUUUAACAUUCUCCAAUAUAUCCAUUAUUCACACUGCUACACUAUAACCCUUCCCUUCCAGGUGCAUGUUGUGCAUUAUAACUCUAAGUAUGCGGAUGUUGCUACUGCAAUGAAUGCUGCUGAUGGGCUGGCUGUACUGGGGAUCCUCCUAGAGGUAAGAUCAUUUGUCUCAUGGUACGUAGAACCCAACACUCUGGCUUUUUGAAUGGAUGCUAACCUGUAUGCCUAGAUGAGUUGCGGGUUUGUGAGAGAAUUAUAGAUGCAUAUUAAUUCUUCAUUUACUUGGUGCAAAUGUUUGGUGUGUGUGUGUGUUUGUUUUUUUAAAUAUUUUUUGGGUGAGGGGGGUUUUAUUUCAAAAUUUUUUUUAUAAAAAUAAAAUGUAGAAACCAUAAAAAAAAAAAAAAAGUGGUGGUUAAUUUUUAAAUUAUUUUUUUUUUUUUUUUAACUUUCCUCCAGGUUGGUUCGUUUCAUUCAUCCUAUGACGGAAUCUUGACUCGACUAGUCAAUGUCAAAUACAAAGGUGACCUCCAGUGCUAGAGUACCAUGGGUGUAUCGAACGAACAAGCUUCAGAUUAGAUCAGAAGUUGCACACUUGUAAUCCGCAAUACUUUGUGAAUAAUCUAUUGAACAUGCGUUCUCUAGAAUAGUCAGAAAAUAUAAUGAAUACAAAAUGAGGGCACAAUUUUAAAAGGGACAGGUGGAAAAUCGUGAUGUGGUAGUGUUAUACAAGAAUAAUGGUAUUUGGUAAAAAUAUUAAGGUGGCAUUGCCAUCACUAUUACAGUAUACAGACUAUCGUCAUUUGAAUCUUUAGAUUUAUCAGGAAAACACAAUUUUUAAGCUAUUUUUGAGUAUUUCAUGGACAGUUCUCCACUAAUGAGAACUUGUGGGUCUGGAAAAUGGUGUGAGUGCAGAAUGUAUUGCUAAAUUUGUUACUUAUUUUUAGUGCAAAGAAAAGAUGUUCUUAUCUUCUACCUAUCCAUGAUUUUUCUGAUUCAGGUCAGAAUGCUCUAAUUCCUGGAUUUAAUCUGCAAACGUUGCUGCCUACAAGGCUGGAUGAGUUCUAUCGUUAUGAGGGAUCUCUCACCACCCCACCCUGUAAUCCCAGUGUUUUAUGGACAGUCUUUAGAAAUCCAGUGUUCAUUUCUUUAGAACAGGUGAGUAUAAGGAUUUUCUUUGGUACUGUGUGUCUCACGCUUGUAUUGUCUUAAAAGGGACACUUACCUACCCAAAUGCAAACUAUAUAAAAAAAAAAUUAUGCUUGGUAGAUCUACUCAAAUUAACACGUUUUGCACAUUUAUUUUUUGCUGAGGGUAUAUCAAACUUGUGAAAGCUAUAUGUGUCUGCAGCCUUUGCAAGCCAUCCCCUUCUAACCCCGCCCAGACUUUCUGUGGCUGUUCAAUCACAGACUUCCCAUUGCAGCUUAAUGAGAAGUCUUUGCAAGGCAGGUGCUCUGGGCAAUUGCUGCCUCUUGAGUUUACCUCCCUCUUGUGUUGAGCUACACAACCAGAAAGUAACAGGCCUUGGGUGUAACAAGGUUAAUUUAUGAAAGUGUACCUUUUGUAGAAGGUGGGGGGGGGGAAACGACACUCUUCAGACAGCACAGGAGCAAUGUAAAUUGCUUUAGGGGUGUGGUGUCCCUUUUUAAUAUCCUCUUGUUAAUUACGGCACAGUAUGUGGUAUGAAAAUGAUCAGAUCAGAUCGCUGUUUAGUUCCUUGUCUUGCUUACAGCUGCAAUCCUUGGAGACUGCGCUAUACUGCACCGAUGGCAACAGCACUGUAACUGAGGAAAUGAUAAAUAAUUAUCGCCAGCUACAAAAUAAAGGAGACCGGAUUGUGUCCGUAUCUUUUCGGGAAGGUGAGUAAUGUGCUAUACAACAAAGCAUCCUCAUCUGGGGAAUAGUCCCAAUGCAGGGUUUUUUUUUUUUUUUGCAUUUUUUAAUCUGGCUGUCCAUCACAAGUGACCAGGGGGGUGUAUUAGAGAGGUUACUAAAUAUAUGCUCCUUCUGAUGGGACAUUUGCUGUUAAUGUAUUGUCCUGGGGUUUGUAAUGUACUUCUUUUCAUUGUGUCCUACAGGUGUAGUUUUAGCUGUGGCAUUGGCCUCGGUCCUCGGUGUAGUGGUGAUUACCGGAGUGACUUGCUAUCUGUGUAAUCGUAAAAGACGGUAAGACAUGAACAAAGACCUGGGAACCAUCAGGCUAAAAGAUCUUAUUAUUCAAUCUAUGACUUUUUGCUAUCUAGCCAUUUUAUAAAAUACAUUUCAUUAUUCUGAAUAUCAUUCAAUGUGCUAUAUUAACUAGACUUGGGAUAUUGUCAAUGCGUUUUUUCCUUAUUGGUAAAGCUGGAUGUGUCAAAUCAACCAUAACUUUCUCCAGAAGAUUACACUUCAAACUACAUUCGCAAUGAUGUUCCUCAGGAUUUUGCAUCUUAAUAUUAGACCUUCAACUCAUACAGCUAUAUUAAGGUGGCACCACCAUCCUAAUAUACAGCCUAUCCACGUCACAAUUUAUAAAGUUUCUUACAGUAUCUGGUGACCAUUGGGUACAGGACAAAAAUACUGUGUUAAUCCCAACAUGUAGUGUACUAUGCUAUUCUCCUGACGUGGUGUCCUCGGUUUAGUCUUUGAACCGGUUUACUGAAUACCUACUCACACUAAGCUCCUAUACUGGUGUAUUACUUCUAUCUCCUUUUCAAGUUUGGUUUAAUUUGCAGAAUAAUCUUUAACGAUCCCCUCUUUGUCAGACUUGCCUGCUGCAAUGCCAAUCUACCUCACAAUUCCACAUUCACUAAAUCACAAUGCUGCUAUGUCCCAUUACCAUGCCUUCACUGUAAUGUUUACCCCUUUUACUUAAAGAAUUUAUCUAAUUUCUAAAAUAAAGAUCAAUUUGUCUUCUACUUCAUUACACCUUAAGGAAUAUUCACAAAGUUGAGAAAUGUUAGGAAAUCUAAGUGAAUUUCAAAUUUUAGGCCACAAAAGCUAAAAUAUUAAAAUCCUCUAUGCUUCAAGUUCUGCUAAUUUUGUCUAAAAUUUAGAAUUGUAAAAAUACACCUGCAGCCUUGCUUUCCCUCCUCCUUUUCUUCUCUUCAUACUUGUUUAGUCUAAACACCUUUUCUACCCUUUGCUUGUUUCUUCCACAGACCAUAUCUCAAUCACUGUCCUCCUUCCCAUUAUCUCUCAUGUUCCUCUGUGUAACAAAUCUCUUGGUCCUGUUCAUUUGGUCACUUUGGUCUCAACUUUUUAAAACCAUCCUAUUCAUAAAACCCUUCCUUGACCUUCAAUAGUUAAUGGCUAACCCCAAAGGACACUUUGUGCAACUCAUGUGACUUCAGUACUGCCUCCCUUAACUGCAAUACAUUUCCAUGGGAAGAUGUUUUCUACUAUACUUGGUAUUUAGCUGGUUGGAAUAGACUAACUUCUGUCUUUGUUACAGGGGCAAAAAGAAUGAGAAGAAAAUGGUGGUGUACAAAGCUGCUAUGGUCGCAGAAGAAAAUACUUCUAAAGUAUGAAUUUCAACCCCCUCCAUGCCUUCUGAUGUAUAUUGUUCCAGAGGUGGAUUGGUUUCCCAGAUGGGACUAUAUAUACUUUCGGCUUAGACAUUCUGUGGCCAGGUUAGGACUAUGCAAACCACAAAAGGACAAUGAUCCAUAUAGUAAUCUUCUAAAUGUGUGGGCUUUAUGGUUUUUGUUUUAAAUCAUUGUUGCAGGAAUUAUUUUAAUCUAAAUGUUCAUAAUGUAUAUAGAGCUUUUUAUUUUAUAUCAGAUAUAUUGUUUUAUAUAUGCAAAUAAUGUGAAUUGUGUUUUUUCUUCCUUUUUGGGGAAACUGUUUCAGCGUCACUGAGCCUAGUCCUACCUUUUUAAUGGGUUGCCUGUUGUGUCCCAGAAGCUGAGCUUUGCAUUAUGCCACAAAUACUGCAUUCUGUGACCAUGGUAAAAUGACUGAAUUUGGUGCUACUCCUAAUUUAAUAAUUCAAAUGCAUUUACCGCUUUUUUUUUGGGGGGGGGGAGGGCUAGAAAUGUGUCUUCAAUUUAUCUAAAACACAUGUGCAUAUUUAUAUUUCUACAACCCAAAUAAUAUUAUAGGUAGAUAUAGUAUGAAUCAUAGCAUUUAGUCUGAAACCGCUUUCUAUAUCAAUUCAGUUCAUGACCAAACUGAAAUAAAGUGCUCGUAGUAAUGCCUCAAUUAAUCUGCCUUUAAACCUUCAGAUCUGUUAUUUAAAUUUUUUACCCACUACAUUACCUUUCUCUUUUACAUGUACCCCUCUCUAUCCCCCCCCCACCCCCUUAGGAAUUUUUAAAGAACUCCUCUUACUUUUAAAAUAUCUUUAAUGUCAUUAUUAAAUGUAUUUUAAGAUUGUUCAACUAGGGAUGUGCAUUCCCCAAUUACCACCAUGUGACAGACUAAAGGGACCCUGUAGUCACGAUCUCUUUGAAAUGAUUAUAGUGCCAGGGUACCCAGACUCUUUCUUUCCGUUUAGUGUUAAACCAUUUUAGAGCAGUUAACCCCUUAAGGACACAUAACAUGUGUGACCUGUCAUGAUUCCCUUUUAUUCCAGAAGUUUGGUCCUUAAGGGGUUAAAGGAAAACUAUAGAAAGGAACACAAACGUGUAUUCCUGACCCUACAGUGUUAAAACCACUAUUUAGGUGGGUUGCCUUUUCCCUUAGUCCACUUAAAACCUCAUAAAACUUACCAGCUUAAAGGGACACUCCAGGCACCCUGACCACUUCUGCCCAUUGGAGUGGUCUGGGUGCCAACUCCCACUACCCUUAACCCUGCAAGUGUAAUUAUUGCAGUUUUUAUAAACUGCAAUAAUUAAAUUGCAGGGUUAACUCCUCCUCUAGUGGCUUCUACUAGACAGCCACUAGAGGGUACUUCCUGCUUCAUAGCACAGGUUUUCUGUGCUAGAGUGUCGCUGGACGUCCUCAAGCGAUGUGAAGACCUCCAGCGUCGCUCAUUUUCCCCAUAGGAAAGCAUUGAAAGCAUUUUCAAUGCUUUCCUAUGGAGAGCUCUAAUGCGCAUGUGCGGCAUUACAGCUCAUGCACAUUAGGUCUCCUCAGCGGGUGGGGAUCAGUCUCCCCUGCUGGCUGACUUAAUGAAAACGAGGAGCGGUGGCGACCCGAAACCACCGCCGAGGGACAUCGGUGUGGGUCUCGGGUAAGUCACUGAAGGGGUUUUCACCCUAUCAGCAACUGGGUGGUGGGAGGGACAGGGGACCUGCAGUGCCAGGAAAACGGAUUGUUUUCCUGGCACUGGAGAAUCCCUUUAAGUCAGCUGAUACUCUUAACCAAAGCAGCACAGAUGGGGUGAACUGCUUGGCACUCUGUCAUUAAAAUCUGUUUUUAAUGCUGAAUGAAAUGAUGGUACCGGGGAUUCCAGACACUAGCCAGUUUUACUGAGAUGAAGCAGAUAGGGUCCCAUUAAGCUGGUUAGAAAUCAGGAACACAUUGCGCUACCUCAAUUAAAGAUGUUGGAUCAUUAAACUACACUUCACUCCUCAUUAGGAACAGAUGAAUAUUUAAGAUAAACUUUUAUAAUUGUGUAGGUAAGAGGCAGUGCUCUUAUGAGCUUGGAAGCCAUUUAUCAAGGCAUGGCUAGAUGUCAUUGCCAAGGAGAAAUGAAGGUCUUUGUGAUGGGAGUGGUAUUAACUUUAUCCAUUUUUCUUCUGUACAUUUCUGGAACGCGUGUGACCUUAAGUUACCAUAAAGUGCAGUAUUGUUAGGUGUGCCAUCUACUUUGGUGUCCAAGUUGUGACUUUUUAUGUUGUGUGCCUUGACUAUAUUGUUUUAAUUAAUGUUUAAACUGAUCUUAAAUGUGUAUUAAACAUGUUCAAAAACCAAAA